Molecule: messenger RNA, 738 nt
Organism: Cooperia oncophora
Lineage: Eukaryota; Metazoa; Nematoda; Chromadorea; Rhabditida; Trichostrongylidae
Source: the annotation of a GenBank genome assembly
AUGUCCAAAGGUUCAGAAAUGGAAGAAUUACGGGAUCGUAUCAGUAACACACUCCGAAUUGAAGAUAAUAAACUCAUUCGAGAGUUGCUUGCAGAAUGUAUCGGCACCUUCUUUCUACUGCUGAUCGGUACCGCUGCCAAUGUUCAAGCAGCCGUUGCUGUUGGUGGAAAUUCGACAUCAGCUCACAUAGCUUGGGGUAUUGGAUUUAUGUUUGCUGUCUACCUUGCAGCAAGUGUUUCAGGUGCUCAUUUGAAUCCGGCCAUAUCCGUUGCUCAGUGUAUACUCGGUAACAUACCUGGGUGGAAAGUCGUGUUAUAUUCGAUAGCCCAACUCAUCGGCGCUUAUCUCGGCACGGCUGUCACUUACUUCGGACACCACGAUGACCUAUGGAAGCUCGACGGUGGCAAUCGUCAGGUGGUUGGAACACAAGGCACUGCUGGUCUAUUCACCACAUUCCCCAGUCCAUACAUGAGCGUAUGGGGCAGCCUUCUCGAUCAGAUCAUUGGCACAGCAAUUCUCGCUGGUCUCAUCUGUCUAAUAACGGACAAACGGCACAGAAUUCCUGCUGGUUUCGUGCCGCCACUGGCUGGAUCAAUCAUGACCAUGGUCGCCAUGACAUUCGGUGCCAAUGGCGGUUUCGCCAUCAAUCCAGCUAGAGAUCUUGGACCACGGCUAUUCACCCUAUGUGCUGGUUAUGGAUGGCAGGUGUUCAGGUUGGUAUCAAUUGUUCCUGCCUAA